Molecule: messenger RNA, 1374 nt
Organism: Penicillium samsonianum
Lineage: Eukaryota; Fungi; Ascomycota; Eurotiomycetes; Eurotiales; Aspergillaceae
Product: glycoside hydrolase family 76 protein
Exons: 3
Coding region: 1-1374 (457 amino acids)
Biological process (GO): fungal-type cell wall biogenesis; carbohydrate catabolic process
Molecular function (GO): mannan endo-1,6-alpha-mannosidase activity
Source: RefSeq, a predicted model, not a curated record
AUGCGCGUGUUAAAUUACGCAUCACAACCUUCCUGGAUGGGUCUGCUGGCUGCAGCUCUACUGGGCACUUCAACUGUGCAAGCGAUAGAGCUGGAUCUUGAUGAUGGAGAUUCUAUCAAAAAGGCAGCCAAAGAGGUCGCCACCAACAUGAUGAGUUACUACACCGGUAUGAAUCCUGGUGACAACCCAGGUAAUUUGCCGGAUCCUUACUACUGGUGGGAGGCUGGUGCAAUGUUCAACUCCCUUAUCGAUUACUGGUUCUACACGGGCGAUGAUACUUGGAACAACAUCACGACACAAGCUAUGCUCUGGCAGGCUGGAGAGAACAAAGCAUUCAUGCCGGCCAACCAGAGCAAAACCGAAGGAAAUGACGACCAAGUCUUUUGGGCCUUCGCUGCUAUGACCGCAGCGGAGCGAAACUUCCCAAACCCACCAGAAGGCCAACCCCAAUGGCUUGAAAUGGCCCAGGCUGUCUUCAACACUCAAGCUCCCCGGUGGGACAAUUCUACAUGUGGUGGUGGCUUGCGCUGGCAGAUCUUUACGUGGAACAAUGGCUACAAUUAUAAGAACACCAUCUCGUCUGGCGGGUUCUUCAAUCUUGCUUCUCGUCUGGCAAAAUACACCAAAAAUCAAACGUACCACGAUUGGGCUGAAAAGGCCUGGGACUGGACUGCCGAAGUUGGAUUCAUGACCCCCGAGUAUCGCUUCUAUGAUGGAGCUAGUGACCUCACUGAGUGCAAGCCAAUCAACCAGAUUGAAUGGACUUAUAACGCUGGAGUAUACUUGCUCGGUGCAGCUAAUAUGUAUAAUUUGACCGAAGAACCCAAAUGGAAGGAGCGCACUGAAAAAAUCAUUGAUGCUUCCAGUGUUUUCUUCUCUCAGGACGUGAUGUACGAGCGAGCCUGUGAGACCGUCAACACUUGCAUGGUCGACCAGCGGUCUUUCAAGGGCUAUUUUUCCCGCUGGAUGGCUCAAACUGCUCAGAUGGCCCCUUUCGUAUACGACACAGUCAUGAAACGGCUAAAGGCCUCUGCUAAGGCUGCUGCCAAUACUUGUACCGGUGGUAUCAACAAGAAUGUGUGUGGUCUCAAGUGGACAGAUCAAAAGUGGGAUAAGACGAAAGACUUUGGCCAGCAGAUGGCUGCCCUUGAAGUCAUUCAAGCGAAUCUGAUCACGCGUGUGGCAGCCCCGGUCACCAACGAUGACGGUGGGACGAGUAAAGGGAACCCAAAUGCAGGUACUAAGCCCCCCAAAACAAUUCCGCCCGCUCUCGACUACGACAUAACUGCAGGCGACAAGGCUGGUGCAGGUAUUUUGACCGUGCUGUUUAUGAUUGGCAUUGGCGGUUCCACUGGAUGGCUGAUUUGGGAUUGA